AUGAGCAUGUCCGGCAUCCCGCAUGAGGAGCUGCCUAUCCUUGAGGCACUCAUAAGCAUUCGGAACCAACUGACGGCGCUGAAGAAGGACAGUGGCGACUAUACGAAUCCGCACGAUGUGCAACUGAUAUACAAUGCGGUGAUCAAGCAGAUCACGAAACUGAAUGCUGUGCGUGAGGAGCAACAGCUUUCAAAUGCCGCACAAGAUGUGGUGGAUGAUACAGAUGCUGCUGAUGGCGGAGGCGGCGGAGGCGGACAUGGUGGCAGCAGCGAGUUUGCGCUCGCCAAAAACACCCGUGUGGACACGAUGCUGGUCGAUGUGUUUUACAUGCUGAGUCUGUUCUUCCUCACGAUAGGCCGCGGUCGUGAAUGUCCUGCCAUGUUCAGUCAGAUUGGCUGUAUGAAGCAACUUCUCGACCACAUGGACGAGUCCGCCGUGUACACGGAGGCGGACCUCAUGCCAUUUGUGAGCCGUAUUCAGGAGCUGCGGGAGAUGAUCAAGAAUGACGAGCGGCAAAACAAGCAUCCACCGCAGCUUACGAAACUCAUGUCGCAUAAACUCGAGGCGUGUCAGCGGGUUGUGAACAAGCUGCAGCAUGCCUUGUCGGUCAUUUCUGUGGAGCUCCUGCCCAUCCACCAAAAGCUCGUGCAAAUCCGACGCCAGCUCAACGCCGCUUCUGCGCGGCCCAAACCACCUAAGGGUGAGGUGAAGCAAUUGCAGGAAGAGCUGCGCAAGAUUGAUGGUAAGCGCGUGGACGGCAAGUUUCUAGGCCCUGGUGGCUCCUCCGUGCCUGAGGGCCAGGAAAUGCUCGCGGGUCUGCUAGAGUCGUGCUUCGAACUGAGCAAUGAUAUCCUCGUACGAAACAGCACAGUUUCGCCGACUCUCCAGCCGAUCUAUGAUCGACUUUUGGAGACCAAGCACCAGCUUGAACACCUGGAGCAGCGGCAUCGGUGGUCGCUGCGUGAGACGGAUUUGUGGACGUACCAUGUUACCCUCAAAGAAAUUGACCGCAUGCGUGUGGAUGGCAAGUUUGUUGAUAGCGAGGGACGCCAGCCAGAGGGACAGUUGCUGCUGCUGUACCUGCUGCGCCGCUCCUAUGGUCUCAUUAACAAGCUGCUAUCUUCCUCUGAGCCAUUAUCUGAAGAACUCAUGCCCAUUUCGGACAAGCUGUCCACGAUAUCCAAGUGCCUACGCGAGGUGAGUAAGUAUGGCGGCACGUUUUCGCUGCGCGACAUGUAUCCAUAUCGGCUGGCGCUGCACCAGAUUUCCAGCAUGCGCAAGCCCGUGAUGGACAAGGACGGCCAACCCACGCAGGUGGUGGGCUGGCUUGCACCGGACGGCACGAUGCCGGAAGGCCAAAGCAUUCUCCAGGCGCAGUACGAAGAAGUGGAGCAGACCAUUGACGAGCUGCUGAACCGCGAAGAAGAUGAAGGCGAUGAGGACGACGAAGAUGAGACGCUCGACGGCUCGGCGCAGAGCGAUACGAUCGAGCGCGACACACUCAGUGACAGCGACCGGGUCAUGUCGGGCCCCAUUGUCGAGAGCCAGUCGAUGCAUAGCCUUGCGAGUGGCCCCAGUGAGUUGGCCAGCUAG
Malassezia restricta is the source of this 1593-nucleotide messenger RNA. RefSeq lists its product as uncharacterized. Gene Ontology annotation, cellular component: cytoplasm; nucleus. The record is from RefSeq and is a predicted model, not a curated record. The transcript has 2 exons. The coding region runs from base 1 to 1593 and encodes 530 amino acids. NCBI's taxonomy places the organism in Eukaryota, Fungi, Basidiomycota, Malasseziomycetes, Malasseziales, Malasseziaceae.